AGGUUCAUCGCCUCCUUCACCUCAGCCUACCUCUCCCUCGCCAUCCUCCAAUCCAAACCCACCUCCUCCUUCACCACCACCACCACCAACCUGGACGGCACCACAACCCAAACCCCCCUCGCCGGCCGCACCCUCGACCUCACCCUCUUCGCCCUCACCCGCGCCAUCGACGUGGUAAUCGGCACAGCAUGGAACCUCCACCGCCAGCGCCGCCAGGCAUCCAAUAAAUGGACCCGCCUCGAAUCUCUCAUCUCCAACGUCACCGACCCAGCCAUCUUUGCCCUUUCUUCCGGAAUGGUAAUGUGGUCUUGGUUCUACUACCCCUCCUCCCUCCCCCGCGCCUACAACAAAUGGAUCGACUCCGCCGCCGCGGUAGACAGCCGCCUGAUCCAAGCCCUGAAGCGUUGCCACGACGGCACCCUCCGCUACGGCGAGGAGACGGGGCAAGCGGAGUUGCUCGGGUCGAUGUGUAAAGACUACAGCCUGCCAGAAGUGUGGGGUGAUCCGGCCAGGUCGAUCCCUUUUCCAUGUGAGAUUGUUCACAUGGGCUGUGGACCGAGCUGUGAAUACCAUGCCCUCUCCCGCUUUGUCAGGUCGUUCAAGUGGGCUAUGACGACUUACUUGCCGCUGUCCCUGCUUCUCGCCUUGAGGAACCCAAGCAAAAAGGCGUUUAGACGGGCGGUUCUGUCAGCUGCUAGGACGUCGACCUUUUUGGGGACGUUUAUCACACUUUUUUAUUAUGGAGUGUGCUUAGCCCGGACGAGGAUUGGGCCGCAUAUUAUUGGGAAGGGGAUUAAGGAAAGGAAUAUGAUUGAUGGGGGGGUUUGUGUGGGCACGGGGUGUGUGCUUUGCGGGUGGAGCAUUUUGAUUGAGAAGGUGGGGAGGAGGAAGGAUGGGGGGUUGUUUGUUGCUCCGAGGGCGAUGGCUACGUUGCUGCCGAGGAAGUACGAAAAGACAAAGGAGUGGAUGGAGCGGGUGGUGUUUGCGGGGAGCACGGGGGUUGUUUUUACUUGUGUGCUGGAGGAUCGGGGGAGGGUGAGGGGGGUGCUGGGGGGGUUGUUGGCUGGGGUGUUGAAUCAUUGA
This is a messenger RNA of Podospora anserina S mat+, 1083 nucleotides long. RefSeq lists its product as uncharacterized. Lineage: Eukaryota; Fungi; Ascomycota; Sordariomycetes; Sordariales; Podosporaceae. The annotation marks the transcript as partial. The transcript has a single exon. The record is from RefSeq and is a predicted model, not a curated record.